Messenger RNA from Fusarium coffeatum, 2721 nucleotides. RefSeq lists its product as uncharacterized. The transcript has 2 exons. Lineage: Eukaryota; Fungi; Ascomycota; Sordariomycetes; Hypocreales; Nectriaceae. The record is from RefSeq and is a predicted model, not a curated record. The coding region runs from base 1 to 2721 and encodes 906 amino acids. Gene Ontology annotation, biological process: protein secretion.
AUGGCGAGCUCAUCGUCGUCAACUCCUCCGUCGGGCGCACAACCCAAAAUCAUAGAAGAAAUAGUCGAGGCUGGUAAAAAAGCCUUUGAUCCAGCUCUUAAUGAACAAGAACGCGACAUCGAAAAAUAUGAGAAACUCAUUCAAAGUACACCGGUUUGGAAGCUUUUACCUGCUCUCAAUGCACUCAUAAAACCGUCUAUUCUUCCACCAUGGCUGCGAGACCCAGUGCUUCAAACACUUACCCUACUUCCCUUGCGUCCAACUGGGGUACGAGGAACCAUGGAGUUCGUCUUCUCAGUCCAUCCUAGCAAUAUAGGUAGGACUCCAGAUGCCGGCUCUGGUCCUCAGAAGCAAGGAGCCAGUAUCACUCAUGAGGGCAUUGCCGUUGCAACAAAACUCCUCUCUUCGGUCCCUGCUAGCAUGACACCACAGGCGUGGUUCGACGGCAUCUCGGAACAACUGUUCGAGCUAAUUGAUGGGACUGCUGGUCCCGAACUGGCCAAAACUGCAUCGCAGGUUGUUGGCUUCGGCGUCCUUGGGAGCAAGCAGUACGGCGCUCCUGGAUCACCCGGUUGGAAUGCCUUUGUUCAACCGCUAGUGCAAGACUUGAACCCAUCUUUGCGGCACAUGUCAAACUCCAAGCCUGCAGCCACAAAGCAAGAGGACGAAGAAAUCGUUGAUCUCAGCCGAGAUCGCGUUAUAGUCGUCCCAUACUCACUCAAAACCUCGUUACAGCGCCUCAAAACUCUGGUGAUAUCGAACUCUUCACCUGGCUUGUGCAGACGCCUCCUUAGACUUGUGUUGGUUCAAGUCUGGGUACUUGCCUCAUGGUCGAACCCACUGCCAAAUACCGAAGAGGAAUUUGUACAACCUGCCCGUACUCUACUGCAAGCCUACCUAAGACUUUUUGGAAACGCUGAAAGCGUUCGGCCUUUUGUACGGAACCUUCUUUGCAAGGGUGCCGUAGACGGGACAGAAAAGCCUUGGGAGUAUCGACUUAAGGGUAAAGGAGAAAUCGAAAUAAUAGAACCUCGUGGAUUUGGGCCCAAAAUAGGCAUUGAGCUAAAUUGGAACGAACUUGAGGAUAAGGCAGCCAAGCUGGUUGAAUGCAUGACGACAGCUUGUUCUGUCACCGAAGUGUCUUCCAUCUUCCUGGACUUACUCAAGCGUUGGAUUGAAUCAUCAGACAAAGAGACUGAAGAUGUGAAGAUCGAUGUCCGCCCUAAUACGGGGAAAUCGGACUCACCUCUUCAAAGCCUCUUGGAAGUUACUGUACUGCAAAAACUUAUGGACAAGGCACCCGAGAAGCUCGUGAACCAGUUCGACCAGUUACUGGAACUCGUCUGUCAGGUUCUCACAGCAGAUACCCAGUCAAGAUUGGCAGAUGAUCUGCUUGCAGUGGUGCUGAGUUUGCUCAAUCUCGUCAUUACAGCACCUACAUUCCAGAAGUCACACAUCAAACCAGAGGAGCUCAAGGUUGUUGAAUGUGCCCUGGAAAGACUGAGUAACGAAGACAGACCCCAAGUAACACCCACAGCAAGAAAUUUAGCUCUACUUCUAAAAUAUCGGGACGAAAUGGAACAAGACGACGAACCGGCUUCGGCUCCCAGUGCUAGACAGAUUGAGGAUCAAAGAACAUACAAACUGGCGAUGGAGUAUGUUACCGGUGGCGAUGACAACCCAGCCCCUAUCGUGACGGAAGGUCUGAAUCUACUCUCUGGCCUCAUACUGAGAGACAGUCCAAUAUUGGACAUCCCCGCUGUUGCUGUUCUACUGUCCACUCUCCUUGAAAAUAACGACGAUUACAUUAAUCUACGAGUCGUCAAAGUGUACACACAGCUGGCAAACAAACACCCUAAGUCGGCCGUGCAGGAGCUUCUGGAUCACUACCUGGAUGCACAAGAAAAAUCUACGACGGAUGUGCGACUGCGCUUUGGAGAGGCCUUGUUGCAAGUGAUCCAAAGACUAGGGGAGACUUUUGCUGGUGACGUUGCGCAGCAGGUCAGUGAGACCUUGCUAUCAAUUGCUGGACGGCGUGGAUACCGACCCAAGACUAUGGCGAAACAGGCUCGUGAUGAAAAACGGCAGAAGAUGAAAAAGAAAAAGGAGGAGGAGGAAGAAGUCGAUGGUAUGAGCAUGGACGACGAGGAGGUAACAGAAGAAGAAAAGGCUAGGAAUGACAUCUUGGCCCAAAUCCUUCAGGGAUGGGAGAGUAAGCGCGGUGCAGAAGAUGUCCGAGUUCGUACUUCUGCGCUAUCAAUCUUCGGCGCCGCGCUCGAAACCAAUAUUGGUGGUAUUGGUCCAACACUUGUGUCCGGAAGUGUUGAUCUUUGUAUCAACAUCCUAGCCAUGGAACGAGAGAUGGAGACGGCGAUUCUACGAAGAGCUGCUAUCUUAAACGUGCUGAGUUUUGUAAGGGCACUUGACGCAGCCAAGGAGUCUGGUCGCAAACUCGGCUUUGGUCUUACCGACGAUAGUCGAGAGGAUAUCGUCAGGACACUGCGGUAUGUGGCUCAGGCGGAUAACGAUGGAUUAGUGCAACAACACGCGAAUGAUGUGAUUGAGAGCCUUGAGAACUGGCAGAUGGCAAGCAUGUUGCCUGCGCAAGACCAGACGAACCCACCAGGUCUCACAAAGCUUGCGGGCCUCCACGUAAAUCCAAGCGGAACUCUGGUCGAUGAGUCUGGCAGGUCUCGGCCAAGGAUCGAAGAAGUGGAAUAA